AUGUCUGCACGACAUACUAAAGACUUUGACUGGGAUACAUUAAGAGGAAACCAAAAUGAAUCUCAUUAUCUUGGAGGAACAACUAAAUGUCAUCAAUCUUGGUUUCAAAAAUAUCUUGACAAAGAACAAGAAAGACUAAUCAAUAAACAACACACAGAAAAAGAAGAACAAAAGGCAUUAUACUAUACCUUAUAUCAAAAACCAUUUUUAAAUAAAGAAAAAGAAAUUAAUUUAAAGAGUGAGUGUAUCCAAACACUUCCUUCAUCUAAAGAAAUGAAAGAUUUUCUAAAGUUAAAUGAAAAAGAAAAACUCGAAAAGAAACCAAAGAAAGAAAACUCAAAAAAUCUAGAAAAUAGGAAAAAAGAUGGAGUUGUAUCAAAGAAAUUACAUUUUAAAAAAUGA
This is a messenger RNA of Entamoeba dispar SAW760, 402 nucleotides long. RefSeq lists its product as uncharacterized. The transcript has a single exon. The record is from RefSeq and is a predicted model, not a curated record. Lineage: Eukaryota; Evosea; Mastigamoebida; Endamoebidae. Bases 1 to 402 code for a protein of 133 amino acids.